AUGCGUCUUGGGGUAAAGAUGCGAGAUUGGGAGGCUGUGCUGCGCACAAUAAGGGGCGCUCCAUCGCCAUGUGCAGAGCUGUGGCUGGCCAAGAUGAACAAGUGGGCUGACACUGUACUGCACGCAGCUAUCAUUUAUGGGGCAUCACCCGCCAUCGCCCGUGAGCUGCUCCUUGAAAUGGCCAGACGUAAAGAAGACGUCCGGGAGAUUCUGUCAGCCAGGAACCAGUGGGACAACACUCCUCUUCACUGCGCCGCCUCCAGGGGCUCUCCCUCCUUGUGUCUUCUCAUCCCUGAUGCCCUUGCCACCGCAGAGCAGACAACCCGCGCCGCUCUGGCGCGUAACAAUGAGGGAGAGACGCCUGUGUUCUUGGCUGCUGUUCAUGGUCACUAUUGGGCCUUCCGCCUUCUCAGUGAACUUGUAGAACUUGAGCAUGCCACAAGUCCCUACGUGAAGCCCAAUGGGGAUUCUGUACUUCACUUAACCAUUCAGCGAAAGUACUUCGAAUUAUCAUCCAUAAUAAUGCAUCUCCUCCCCGACCUGGUUUCCAACAUCAAUGAAAAAGGGCAGGCACCUCUGGACAUCCUGGCCUCUAUUCCUUCGGCAUUCAGGAGUGCCACUCACCUCAGCUGGUGGGAGUGGCUUUGCUACCCCUUCGUCCCGAUUCGUUCCCAGCCCCGGCGUUUGUCUCGGCAUCUUUUAGAUGAGGAUGAUCCCGGACUGCCUGAUCAGUUUCCCACCCAUGAAGCUCUUUUCGGAUUCUCCUUUUUAAGGAGCACCAUAGAGAAGAAAAGGAGACAUGUAUUUGGUUCGCGGAUCAUGCAACAACUGCUAGACAAUGACGCUUUUUAUGAUAGUUUGAUGGAGAGGGACCUGUUGGGGAUGGACCACGAUCAUCCGGCGAACUUACUAAAGCUAGGUCCUUCACAUAAAGCAUCAUCAUUAUUAGGAUGGACACCAUUGUUGAGAGCAACAAAGUAUGGUGCAAUCGAAUUGGUGUGGGCAAUCUUGGACAAAAAGCCAUUUGCAAUUGAGGAUGAAAUGAUGAGAAGAAGACGGUGA
Molecule: messenger RNA, 1062 nt
Organism: Neltuma alba
Lineage: Eukaryota; Viridiplantae; Streptophyta; Magnoliopsida; Fabales; Fabaceae
Exons: 6
Coding region: 1-1062 (353 amino acids)
Molecular function (GO): protein binding
Source: RefSeq, a predicted model, not a curated record